AUGAGCGGACCACGGCAGAGUUUGCUUAGCUUGUUUGACCCUUUGAAAUCUCCUUCAGUUUCUGCUCCCAAAUCGCCUACUUUGCGCGAGUCGGACAAGGAGAACGAAGGAGAUGGUCAAGAGAGAUUGACACUCACGGCUUUCUUUAACAAGACUUAUUCUACUCAUACAACUGAGAAAGGACCUUCGCUCUGGGAGUAUAGCGGGCAAUUGGUGGACAUAGAAAGUGGCAAUCUUGAAGACGACCAAUGGGGGGAGACAGAGCCGCAGAAUCGAGAGAACACGUCUGCAAUUAAUCAACUGCAGGAGCGUGCUUUGCGACCUCUAGCCAAUACGGAAUCCCCCGCACAAUCGGACGUGACCCAGGAACACUUAUACAAGACCAAUACCGCUCAUUCCUUCCCGAAUUGUGACCUCCGCACUGCUAUUCUGGAUUCGACAUCUGCCAACCCCGCCCGAGAAACAAUUGCCGCCAGCGAUCAAGGGGACCUGUCAUCCUCUGAGUUAAGUACGCUACCGACUUCCAUAGUCGUCUCACGGGCACCUCAAGAAGAUGCAUCUUACGCGCCAUCGCUGGAUACGUCUACUGCGCACCUCAUCCCCUCGUCCACGACUAACCUAUUGGUUAACGCCUCCCUGUCCUCUUUGCCGCCAUCCGCCAGCACAUCGUCGGCAAUUUCUAGUUCAUAUCUCGCACCCCAGGGUGCGACUCCGAAAUCCGGUACGAGGCAUAUUUUAAGGUCCAAGAACCGCAACUCCCUUGAUCUACACACCUCUUUCAAUAUGCAUCUCCAAGCGGAAUCAUCCUUCGAUCUGCUGAAUGACAGGAUCUCGUUCUUGAAUGAAUCAGCUCCGGAAGACGAUUUUGAUAUUGAGGCUGAGGAGAAGGCUAUGGAGGCGAUCAUCGCUAAGAAUGAGCGAUCUGGCCCCAACGGUCCCGAGGAGACAGAGCAGGAUACUACGGCUGAGGCGCGACCUGUUCGACCUGCUAGCGAUGCCGCGGAAGAUCUGUCAAGCUCUAGCUCUCAACUCGAGAAUCUGGGUCACAGGGACUCGGACCGCCUUCCCACACCAUCUACACCUCAGGCUACCUCGAAGUUCUCCGUCAUAACCCCGGAAAAUAACACGGCCCCAGGGCUGUCUACCUCACAGGAAUCGACCCCCCAGCCCAGUGCUAGAGGCGCGAUACGGCACUCUGUGCCGCAAUGCUCCCCGGGUUCCAGUAAGGAAGCCGGGUCGAAUUCCAUCGACGAAAAUGGGACACCAGUAGCACCGACCAAGCCACGUAGGCUAUCUCGCGCGGACAUUUGCAGUCCGUCGACGAGACCAUCAUUCGCCCAAGCCGCUCCCGCGGUUCAACCUGUGCCUGCCCUGCGCAUCGUGAAGCGCGCCGGGACAGGCAAAGGUCAUUACAAGACUCUCUCCGCUGAUCCCCACAGUCCUGAAGGGCCGGCCCAUCCACCCGCGAGGCCUACUGCGGCUCCCGCUCCUGCGUCUCGCGCAACCCGAAGACCAUCCGUUGCUGCCCCUUCGGCGUCCACUUCUGGGGGCGUCAUCUCAACUCAGCCUCGUGUCGUGGUGAAAGGCGUUCAGAGACCCGCUCCUGGCUCGAAGUUUGUGCUUCCUUCGACUCACAAGCCGAUUGCGCCCACGGCCAGCAUGAGCACUCAACUUGCUGGGACUCGGUCCGCCUUAGUCCCGACCAGCAGGUCAGGAAUGGGUCCCGCACGUAUCACGGGGGUGCAGCGGCCUCCUGUGCUCCCGCGCGCUGUGGCAGAGUCCAAGAAACCUGUGCAGCAGGUGACCAGUCAUGGCGAGUCAAAACCCAAGAUCUCCGGCUUGCGGGUUCCUUCGCAGUCGAUGCACAAGUUCUCUGGGACCGGGACCGAGACUAAGUUGCCGGUGCCGAAGAGCAUGUCGAUGUCAUCAAAGCUCCCGAGUUUUGGGGGAAGGUCGAAGAUUGGCCGCUUGGCAUAGGAUUAGAUAUUUGAUGGAGAUGGUGAGGUGAUCCCUUGGGGAUUGAUCAGGUUCCUUUUUCCUGGCAUGUCUCGCAAUAUUGCACAAAUCACAUUUUUUGGAGAGCAUUCAUAUCACGUCCAUUCUACUUGCAUAUCAUAUUUCUCUACGUAUGUGUAGAGAAAUUCACAAGAAAAAGACUUAGAC
Messenger RNA from Gloeophyllum trabeum ATCC 11539, 2163 nucleotides. RefSeq lists its product as uncharacterized. The record is from RefSeq and is a predicted model, not a curated record. NCBI's taxonomy places the organism in Eukaryota, Fungi, Basidiomycota, Agaricomycetes, Gloeophyllales, Gloeophyllaceae. The transcript is spliced from 5 exons. Bases 1 to 1977 code for a protein of 658 amino acids.